AUGGGGCUGCUCUCGUUUCUUGUAACCCUUUUUAGGGCAGAGCGGCCCUGCUGGUGCAUGAAGCCUCUUCUGUCUCUGCUGCACACGGGAGAUCCACAAGACUCCUUUCUCAAACACCAGCACGUGUUUCAGGCUUUCACACAGAGCUCUCCAAAGAAAAACAGGGCUAAGCACUCACAUCCUGUUGUUCUCCUCUUCGGUGAAGGAGACUCCUGUCAUGAGCUCAACUGCACUGAGAGUGAACGGUGUGAAGAGAAACAUGGUGUUUACGGCUGUUCCUGCAAGGAAAAUCAUCACGGACUUCAGCAUGACUCUUUUGAUUUCAUUGAAACCUGUGAAAGCAGCUCUGGCUCCAUGUCUCUGUCUCGCUGUCAGCUCUUUGAGGCUGGGUUUCCUUCUGACAUUUUACACCUCAAUGACCCCAGCUGCAGAGGAACAGUCUGGAACGACAGAGUGGAGUUCUAUUUUGACAACAAUGACCACAUCUGUGGCACAAAUCUUGUGGCCAAUAGCACCCACUUAAUCUAUGAGAACUUUAUUGUGGGGGAGCCAAACUUAGUUGGGCAUCACAUCAGCAGGGAAAGAAUUCUCAAGCUUCCUUUCAGCUGUGUUUACUUACAAACCCAAAUACUCUCCACAGACAUCAAUCCUCUGGAGAAUGUGCACAUGAACCUUCCUGCUGCUCAAGGGACAUAUCAGGUCAGGAUGAUUUCAUAUCAGGAUGCUGAAUUCUCCCACCCCUUCACUGGUAGUGUGAACGCAGAGCUGAAUGAACACAUAUUUGUGGAAGUUCGUGUUGAUGGAGUUGACAGCCGUCAGUUUGCCUCAGUGAUUGACACGUGUUGGGCUACACCUGUGAAUGAUCCUCAUUACCCUCUCCGCUGGGACCUCAUCAUUGACAGGUGUCCCAAUCCAAAUGACGAUACAGUGGAGUUGCUGCAGAAUGGUGUUUCCACAUCCAGCCGUUUCUCCUUUGAGAUGUUUAUCUUCACUGCAAACUCCACCAAGGUUUACCUGCACUGCGCUAUUCACCUUUGCCUUCUGACAGACAAUCACUGCUCGGUGCACUGUGACUCUGAACACCACCAUAGAGAGGGCAGAUCUCUGGACUUCCAUAACAGUACUUCCAUAUCCCUUGGUCCGUUGAUGUGGUCUGACAGUAACAAAGUUCCACAACCCUCACAUACUCUGGUCUGGAACAAAUACACCGGUGCCACGCCAAGUGCUAGUAUCCAGGGCUCCUUGCCUGUUGUGUUCUCUGACUAUAUCACUUAUUUCUCUGAUGAGUUUCCUGAUAUUCUUCUAGAUUAUUUCCACUAA
This is a messenger RNA of Sinocyclocheilus anshuiensis, 1320 nucleotides long. RefSeq names its product uromodulin-like. NCBI's taxonomy places the organism in Eukaryota, Metazoa, Chordata, Actinopteri, Cypriniformes, Cyprinidae. Bases 1 to 1320 code for a protein of 439 amino acids. The transcript is spliced from 9 exons. The record is from RefSeq and is a predicted model, not a curated record.